CGGUCUGCAGAAACACAUGUGACUGGUGACGGGGAGAAGGGGGCGGCGGCGGUGUGUGUUGAGAGAUCAGCGGGGCGGGUUGAACCCAGGAUCCGCGUCUGCCGCGGGACCUCUGCAGGAAGUCGGGAACGCUCCGAAGGCUUUCACAACACAAGGCGGGUUUUCAGGGCCGCCAUGGAGGAGGUGACGGGCGCUCAGCUGAUCGCCGAGGCGCUCAAAACGCAGAGUGUGGAGUACAUGUUUGGAGUCGUCGGUGUUCCGGUUAUCGAGGUGGCCAUGGCCGCGCAGGCAGCUGGACUCAAGUACGUGGGGAUGCGCAAUGAACAAGCGGCCUGCUAUGCCGCGUCCGCCGUUGGAUACCUGACCGGAAGACCCGGUGCCUGUCUGGUCGUAUCUGGACCUGGUCUCAUCCAUGCACUGGGUGGAAUGGCCAACUCCAACAUGAACUGCUGGCCAUUAGUUGUCAUCGGGGGUUCCUCUGAUCAAAACCAAGAAACAAUGGGAGCCUUUCAAGAGUUUCCUCAGGUUGAAGCAUGUCGUCUGUAUAGUAAGUUUUCUGCAAGACCCAGUGGCCUGGAUGCCAUCCACUCAGUUAUAGAAAAGGCAGUUCGAACAAGCAUGUGUGGUCGUCCAGGCGCCUGUUAUGUGGACAUCUCGGGUGACAUGGUAAAUGCCAAAGUGGACAGGAGCAAAGUCAGAGUUGUGCACUGCUGCCCCCCGCCUCCAGUGAGUCUGGCUGAUCCCACGGCCGUAACGGAGGCCCUCUCUGUCUUGAAAGGGGCUAAAAGGCCCUUAAUCAUUAUUGGCAAAGGAGCGGCCCACGGCCGAGCAGAAGCUGCUGUGAGGGAGCUGGUGGAGACCAGUGGCCUGCCUUUCCUACCCACGCCUAUGGGCAAAGGGGUGCUACCUGACAACCACCCCAACUGUGUGGCGGCUUCUCGCUCAAGAGCUCUGCUGCAGGCUGACGUUGUGGUUCUGCUCGGAGCAAGGUUGAACUGGAUCCUGCACUUCGGUCUCCCACCGAGAUUUGACCCUAACGUGAAAGUCAUUCAGGUUGACCUGUGCGCUGAGGAGAUGGGGAACAACGUGAGGCCCGCCGCUGCUCUCCUGGGCGACAUAAACGCUGUCGUCGGUCAGCUCUUGAGGUACAUCCGAAGAGAUGGCUGGAGCUAUCCGUCAGACACAAAGUGGUGGAGCAUUCUGAAGGAAAAGAUUGCCGCCAACGCACAAAUAUCAAAGGCGCUCGCUCUUCAGUCAUCAGUGCCCAUGAACUACUACAUGGUAUUCCACCAUGUCUCCCAGCUGCUACCUCAGGACUGCAUCAUAGUCAGCGAGGGGGCUAACACUAUGGACGUUGGACGCACUAUGCUGCACAACUACCUCCCUCGACAUAGGUUGGACGCCGGCACAUUUGGUACAAUGGGAGUGGGCCUUGGGUUCGCCAUCGCAGCAGCGGUUGUGGAGAAGGGCCGAGAUAAAUGCCAGAGGGUCGUUUGUGUUGAAGGGGAUAGUGCCUUUGGCUUCUCCGGGAUGGAAGUGGAGACCAUGUGCAGGUAUAACCUACCUGUGAUUAUCAUUGUGGUCAAUAACAACGGUAUAUACAGUGGCGUGGACACCGAGACUUGGAAAGAGAUGGCAAAGACUGGAGAUUUAACCUCUAUAGCGCCGCCGGUGACCCUGCUCCCUGAAGCACGCUACGAUGAGGUCAUGAGGGCGUUUGGUGGACAGGGCUUCCUGGUGAGGACGGUGGAGGAGUUGCGCCGCGCUCUGGAAACCAGCCUGAGUGACUGGGAGAGGCCCAGUCUCCUCAACGUACUGAUUGACCCUGCCUCGGACAGGAAGCAACAGGAGUUCCCAUGGCUCACCCGCUCCAACCUGUAGACUGCUGAGGGUUCGAAGAGGAACACCUGCAAACUGAGAGUGACGGAAGAGUCGUGGCUCCCCUCAUCUAAUCCAGCACCAGAGACUGUCGAACGCCUCUUGUUUCUUGUAAUUGUAAUUAUAAAUAAUUGUAAUUAUAAAUAACUCUAAUUAUAAAAUGUUUUAUUUGUGUUACCUGCACAGUAGUACUAAAUGACAUUUCCUACAUGAUUAAUGCCACAAUUGAAAGAUUUGACAUGUAACACUUGGCUAUUUUUGCUGUAUUUUCUAUCAGGUUCACCAUUCAGCGGCACAUUUAAUCGGAAGGGUCGUUAACUUGUCUUAUGAACGCCAACACUCUUAACACACGUUCAGUACAGGAUGUCCAAACAGUGUAGAGAUAUAAUUUUAUGAUCAGUUUGCGGUUGAAUAAACUCCACUUGUGAGUGCUCCAGUCCUAUUAAUAUUACAAAGAUUCGGGCGUCCGGGUGGUGUGGCGGUCUAUUCCGUUGACUACCAACACGGGGAUCGCCGGUUCGAAUCCCCGUGUUACAUCCGGCUUGGUCGGGUGUCCCUACAGACACAAUUGGCUGUGUCUGCGGGUGGGAAGCCGGAUGUGGGUCUGUGUCCUGGUCGCUGCACUAGCGCCUCUUCUGGUCAGUCGGGGGACUGGGGGGAAUAGCGUGAUCCUCCCACGCGCUACGUCCCCCUGGUGAAACUCCUCACUGUCAGGUGAAAAGAACUGGCUGGCGACUCCACAUGUAUGGGAGGAGGCAUGUGGUAGUCUGCAGCCCUCCCCGGAUCAGCAGAGGGGGUGGAUGGAGCAGCGACCGGGACGGCUCGGAAGAAUGGGGUAAUUGGCCGGAUACAAUUGGGGGAAAAGGGGGGGGGUAUGUAUAUAUUAUAAAGAUUAGUUAUUUACGGACCAGUCAUCACUUUGUGAAAAAACAAAAACUAGAUUGAAAUUCUAAUGGCGGUUGUGUUCCUUUAUGCUAAAGCAUCGUAGCAUCUUGAAGAACUUCAACUGCACCCUUGGAAUAUGUGUAAAACGGCCAUGUUACUGGAUCAUAAAUUCAUUUGUGGAAUAAUGAA
This is a messenger RNA of Lampris incognitus (smalleye Pacific opah), 2952 nucleotides long. RefSeq names its product 2-hydroxyacyl-CoA lyase 1 (gene hacl1). Gene Ontology annotation, molecular function: thiamine pyrophosphate binding; magnesium ion binding; catalytic activity. The record is from RefSeq and is a predicted model, not a curated record. NCBI's taxonomy places the organism in Eukaryota, Metazoa, Chordata, Actinopteri, Lampriformes, Lampridae. The coding region runs from base 175 to 1881 and encodes 568 amino acids. Gene Ontology annotation, cellular component: peroxisome. The transcript has 17 exons. Gene Ontology annotation, biological process: fatty acid alpha-oxidation.